Messenger RNA from Thalassophryne amazonica, 4129 nucleotides. RefSeq names its product alpha-N-acetylglucosaminidase-like. NCBI's taxonomy places the organism in Eukaryota, Metazoa, Chordata, Actinopteri, Batrachoidiformes, Batrachoididae. The transcript is spliced from 6 exons. The record is from RefSeq and is a predicted model, not a curated record. The coding region runs from base 151 to 2382 and encodes 743 amino acids.
UCACACUGCGAUAUCAAAGGGCCGUCGCGCCACCUGCUCGGCGAUGACGUCAGCAGGGAGCUGCAGCCUGAUUGGCUGAGGCGGGGUAGUGGGCGGGGCCAGCAGCAGGUAUGUUUGUCUGUGUCUCUGCUGCUGGAUGUUUUUUGGAAAAUGUCUUUCAGAAGGAUCUUUCUCGUCCUCUGCGUGAGCGCGGCAGCGCUUUGUGACGUAACGCAUUUGAAAGCGUCCGUCGGCGAACACGCGCAGGCGCGCGCCGUGUCCGGUCUUCUGCGGCGGCUGGUCGGGAACAGGUCUGCCGAAUUCACAGUGGAGGUCCACAGGAACCUGUCCCGGGACGGGCUGGACGUCUGCGAGCUCCGCUCCGCCGGCGACCGGCUGACGGUGACCGGAAGCAGCGGGGUGGCCGCCGCUUCCGGUCUCUACAGCUACUUCAAACACUUCUGCAACUGCCACGUGUCCUGGUCAGGUGACCAGCUGGACCUGCCCCGCCCCCUGCCCAAAGUCAGCGGCAUCCUGCGCAUCAGCACCCCCCACAGGUUUCGGUAUUACCAGAACGUCUGCACGUACAGCUAUUCCUUCGUGUGGUGGGACUGGCCAAGAUGGGAGCGAGAGAUCGACUGGAUGGCGCUCAAUGGCAUCAACCUGCCUUUGGCUUUCACCGGACAAGAAGCCCUGUGGCAGGAAGUUUACCGUGCUCUCGGCUUAAACCAGUCAGAAAUAGAAGACUUCUUUGCUGGUCCUGCUUUCCUUGCCUGGAACCGGAUGGGAAACAUGUUCCGCUUUGGUGGACCUCUGCCGCAGUCCUGGCACGUGAACCAGCUCUUACUCCAAUUUAAGAUCUUGAAGCGAAUGAGGUCCUUCGGCAUGAUUCCUGUGCUGCCAGCCUUCUCUGGGAAUAUUCCAGAAGGAAUCCUCAGGUUAUUUCCAGAAGCAAAGGUAACCAGACUGGGUCCUUGGGCGAACUUCAACUGUAGCAUGUCGUGCUCCUAUAUGCUGGACCCCCGUGAUCCACUUUUCCUCAAGAUUGGCUCCCUCUAUCUGUCCCAAGUGGUCAAAGAGUUUGGGACGGAUCACAUCUACAAUACAGACAAUUUCAAUGAGAUGACUCCGCCCUCCUCUGACCCUGCCUACCUGUCUGCAGUUAGUCACUCUGUCUUUGCUUCAAUGACUUCAGUUGAUCCUCAGGCAAUCUGGCUGAUGCAAGGCUGGCUGUUUUUUAGUGACCAAGCAUUCUGGAAGCCAGAGCAGAUUCAGGCCUUACUUCACGGAGUACCUCUUGGAAGAAUGAUAAUACUGGAUUUAUUUGCAGAAACUGAGCCAAUUUACUCUUAUACCAAGUCAUUCUAUGGACAUACAUUCAUCUGGUGCAUGCUACAAAACUUUGGAGGUAGCAAUGGUUUAUUUGGGACAGUGGAGCGAAUCAAUUCAGGGCCAUUCAAAGCCCUGAGUUUCCCGAACUCCACCAUGGUUGGAAUAGGUAUGACCCCUGAGGGUAUCGAGCAGAACCCUGUGAUGUUUGAGUUGAUGAGUGAACUUGCUUGGCUCAAGGAGCCCGUGAAUUUGACCAAAUGGGCAUCACUGUAUUCUGUACGUCGCUAUGGCAGCAUGCACGAGAACCUGACCACUGCCUGGAAGCUUCUCUUCUCAAGUGUGUACAACUGUACUGUGCCACAUUAUAUAAACUACAAUCUUAGUCCAGUGGUGCGACGGCCAUCACUUCACAUGCACACUGGCAUUUGGUAUGACCCAGCAUAUUUGUACAAAGCCUGGAAGCUGUUUAUUGAGGAAGCGCCAUCUCUCAUGUCCAAGGAAACAUUUCAAUAUGAUCUUGUAGAUGUGACUCGGCAGGCCAUAGAGUUGCUUACAAUAUCUUUUUAUCACAGUAUUGUGGAUGCCUUCCAGAGAAAGAAUCUGACAGAACUAAUGGCUGCAGGUAGUGUGUUGGUCUUAGACCUUUUGCCAGAACUCAAUCGUUUACUGAACACCAAUCGUAACUUCCUUUUAGGAGUAUGGCUGGAACGGGCACGAUCCUUAAGUGUGGAUGAAAAGGAGGCACAGCUAUAUGACAUGAAUGCUAGAAACCAACUUACACUAUGGGGUCCCGAUGGUGAGAUCCUGGACUAUGCCAACAAAGAGUGGGGAGGCCUGAUAGAAGACUAUUAUGCCCAACGUUGGGGCCUGUUUGUCCAAACUCUGGUCAAGUGCUUAAAUAGUGGACAGCCAUUCGAUCAGGAUGCCUUUAACAAGGCAGUUUUCCAGAUAGAAAAGGGGUUUAUUUACAAUGGGCGAAAGUACCCAACCAAGCCUCAAGGAGACCCUUAUGAGACUGCCCACAGAAUCUUCCUGAAGUACUAUCCACAGGCCCUGAAUAGAUUCUCAUAAGCAGAGAUGUCUUUGUGGAAAGUCACAGCACUAGGAAUGCCUUCCUCCAAUUCCUCUUAUUCAGGUCUUUACCAAAACCAUUUUAUUAAAUUAAGUAAGCUUUUGAGAUGUAAUGUGUUAAAUUUUCAGGAAAUCUGUUUUUGCACUUGUGGUGAUGUCAGUGGUGGUGGUUGUACAUAUGCGAUUUACAUGCACACUGAUCAAUGUCAAUGCAUUUUAUUUAUAAAGCACCAAAUCACAAAAUAAGUCGAAGGGGAAGGGCUACCCUCACCAACCCCCUGAACAAGCAUGUAGAUGACAGAGAUCAAGAAAAACUCCCUCAGGCUUUUUUAGAGAAAGAAACCUCAAGCAGACCAGAUCCGGGUGGGGUGACCCACAUAUUAGGUCAAACUAACAUUAACAGGGAUCAAAUAAAGAAACACAACAAAGAAUUAUCAAGCUUCUGAAUUCAGUGGAAUUAGACCAAAUAAGCUCUCCAGAUGAGCUUAGUGUCGAGCUGGCUAGCAUGUCCGUUAGCACUGGCUGAGCUCUCCCGGUUAAAGAAAAUGGCUUUAGGACUGUUGUUAGACAAAAGAAGUCGCAUAGGGCCUGUUGCCUGGCUGUGGUACCCGGAUCACAGUUGCCGCUGCCAAUUGUGAACAAUUUUUCACCCUUGGACAUGCCUGUUGAUAGUAAUGAUGAGGCAUUUAGCAGGCUGACAUCAUUGAAUAGGUGGCUGGCUCAGUUUUGUAGACAGCAAGACUUUAGUUUUAUUGAUAAGUGGUCCUCUUUUUGGGGUUGCUGUGUCUUGCUGAUGCUGGAGGACCUUCACCCGUACCAGGGAAGGUGCCACCAUCUUAUCUACAAACAUAGAUAGAAUUCUACAGGGAGGUAACAGUACGACUUUACAGCAGUCCACAGAGCAGGUAAGUAGAGUAGAUUAAUGUGGUCGUGGAAUCCAUUAAUCUAGCGGGGAAAUUAGCUGAUCUGCUCACGCCAAACAGAGUGGUGAUGGAAUGCUGACUAGAUUUUCCAGUUGUUUUCGCCUUGUUUUUGUUUUGCCUAAAAUGCCAAAUCUGGCACACAUGUAGACUAUUUAAUGGUGACUCCUGGAAUUUUGCCCAGCAGAGCCGUGACAGCCCACAGUGGCAGUGUGCAGGGUAAGUCCCUGGUGGUGACAUUGGGAACUGCAGUUCUCAACAAACAUCAAAGAAUGCUGACACCACCAUCAUGGCAGCACAACUUCACCCUCACUACACUCUACAAUAUUAAUGAACUCAGUGUCAUUUAAAAGCUUUGAUUAGCAUGACAGGAAUAAUAAAGCAGGGUUCCAGCCCCUCGCUCUCUCCACGUUGACAUCCAAACCACACAGAACCAUAUUUACUGUCUGCAGAGUCUGUGGACCUGCUGUCUGUUGAGCCACUGCACACUGUGUUAAGAUCUCAGGGACAGAGAAGAACUGAAUCUGCUUUGAGAGAACCUCUAGGCUGCUAUAUCUGAACUUAUGGACUGUAGAUUGAAGAUUAGCCUCGGGACGGCCCUGCAAACACAGUCAGCCUCUCCAGAAUGACUUGAUGUUUGUGCUCGCAACAUGUGCCAGCUGCAUCCAAAGACUGUACUCAGGACUAAAACUGUGAACCAGAAACUAUGUAAUUGUUUUUUCAAUGUUCCUGAACAGAAAUGUUUAUAAGAAAUAAGUGUAACUGGAUAAUAAUGGGAUUUGUUGUUGUUUUUCAUUACAUAUUAAAACGUUUUCUGCUGGUAAUAA